Molecule: messenger RNA, 3464 nt
Organism: Cryptomeria japonica (Japanese cedar)
Lineage: Eukaryota; Viridiplantae; Streptophyta; Pinopsida; Cupressales; Cupressaceae
Product: hydroxyproline O-galactosyltransferase GALT2
Exons: 7
Coding region: 1130-3157 (675 amino acids)
Cellular component (GO): Golgi membrane
Molecular function (GO): galactosyltransferase activity; carbohydrate binding
Source: RefSeq, a predicted model, not a curated record
UCAGAAACUAAUUCAUGGUUUAAGACUCCUAAAUUAGGUACGCGUUACGAGGGUUUGUUCUAUGGACAUGCAAAACAAAUACAUAUUUCUAUACCCAUUACACACGUGGAUGCUAAUGUAUGAGCUUAUCAUGAAGACCUCAAAUUCUUAUUUGUCUGCCCAUUAAGGCAAAAUUAACGCUCCAGCAACUACAGUCGUUGCAGAGAUCCAACACGAUACACACACAUCAUGUGAUAAUAAGUCUAACCAUGAAAGUAGGACAAAGUUAAGGAAAACAGUGCAGGAGUUUGGAGGUGGGAUCCCUGGUUUUUAUUGUGUUACAGAUUUCCCUGUUUCCCAGGACCCAAUGGUUUUGCUAAAAGGGUGUAAUCACAGAGAAUAAAUGCAGAUGUUAGGACGGAGAAAGUUGUUGCAGAUCACAACUUCUUCAUGUCGACUCCUUUCUUCUGAGGUUUUGGAGUACCCAUUAAGCCUUUUUUUUCGUUCCAUCGGGCUUGCCUUUUUCUCUACUUAAUAAUGCGGGCAAUCUUUGAGUAGAUUGAGUGAAGUGGUCAACUGGUUUGUCUAUUUUUGGAUUAUUAUAUUCGAGCAUUAUUUUUUUAUGAUUUCCAUUGUUCGUUUGUGCAACAAUUGGCCUGACCUCCUGGGCCCUUUUGGGUACUUUUUUAAAUCAACUUUUGAAUACAUCUAACUGUUUUUUGUAUUUAAAUAAGGUGUAGAAGUUCUGUUGGUCUGGCUCAGAGUGGGAGCUAUGCUGGUUUAUUUUAUUUAAGUUUUGGUCUGUGGGUCACGCUCAGAGUCUCCAAUGCGCACUUUAUGAAUAACGAAUUCCACUUAGCAGAGAUCUGUGGAAGUCAAAUCGUAAGUGCCCUGUGUUUUGUUUUCCAUAGUUUUGCUAGAUUUAGAGUUUAAUGGGAGUCGGAUCCCUAGGUAGAGAUCGGUUUCUUCCACAGGUUGUCGCAAUUGAAAGCUUGCUGGUAUCAGAGGAUCAAUUUUAAACCUUGAUAGUUUGGCACGUUUGAGAAAGCCAAGGAACAUUUGGAGAGCGGGAGUUUCGAUCAGAGAGUGGUGAAAAUCUGAGGGUACUUGGGAGCCAGAAAAGUGGAGUUGCACUUUGAAGCUAUUUUCAAUGAAGAAAGGAAAAUUGGAAGUUAAUGGGGGAGGCCGGUUGAGAUUCAUACAUAUUCUACUGGGGUUUGCUGGUAUGUAUAUGCUGUUUCUGUCAUUGGAAUUUACCGAGCUAUUUAGACCCAGUUCCUUUAUCAGUCGAAAUGAGGGUACAAAGAGUCUUGAUGACUUAAUCAGAGAGGGUUUUGGAGAUUGGGAGAAUGAAUUGGGGGAGCAUGAAAAGGUUUUAUUCAAGUCAGCCUACAAGGACACGUUUCAUAAGAGCGUUGAUGACAGCCAAAAUGCUCCACAAAGACCUCAGAAGGAGUCAUUCAGGGUAUUGCAAGCUACGGGACUGGAGAGUAAGAAUGUCAUCAAGGCUGAAUAUGGUCGAAUAUCUGGUGCCAUUCUUGACCAUAUGAAUAAAACAAAGGGCAUGUCUGAACUACAACGAAUGGCAAAUGACGCUUGGGUCAUUGGAUUGAAGGCAUGGAAAGAAGCAGAGGCAACUGUUUUGCAAGGAAAUCAAAGCAUUGGGGACAAGGGAGGUGAAUUAGUAGAAAUUUGUCCCCAAUCAAUAUCAUUAUCUGGCGACGAAGUUGAAAAGUCUUUACGCCUCAUGUUUCUUCCCUGUGGAUUGACAUUGGGUUCUUCCAUAACAUUGAUAGGAAAACCUCGCCCUGCUCAUAAUGAGAACUCAUUAUCUACACUUGUCUCUCAGUUCAUGCUUGAACUGCAAGGUCUCAAGACAGUUGAUGGUGAGGAACCGCCCAGAAUUCUGCACUUCAAUCCCAGGCUGAAAGGUGACUGGAGUGGUAGGCCUGUUAUAGAACAGAAUACAUGCUACAGGAUGCAAUGGGGAACAGCUCAAAGGUGUGAGGGCUGGCGAUCAAGGGAGGAAGAAGAUGCUGUUGAUGGAUUUGUCAAAUGUGAAAAGUGGAUACGAGAUGAUGAUGAAGGUCCAAAAGAAUCAAAGACUACAUGGUGGUUGAAUCGGUUUAUUGGUCGUGAAAUGAAGCCGGCAAUGGAUUGGCCAUUCCCUUUUGUAGAAAACCGCCUGUUUGUACUUACAUUAAGAGCAGGGUUGGAAGGUUAUCAUAUGAAUGUGGAUGGUAGGCAUGUCACCUCAUUCCCAUAUCGAACUGGAUUUGUUCUCGAAGAUGCAACUGGCUUGUCAAUAAAUGGUGAUAUAGAUAUUCAUUCUGUCUUUGCUACGUCCUUACCUACAUCUCAUCAAAGCUUAUCAAAUCAAAGAGACUCGAAUAUGUCAAAGCUAUUGAAAGCCCCUCCUUUCCCCAAAGGUCCUGUAGAUCUUUUCAUUGGAAUACUUUCUGCAAGCAAUCACUUUACAGAGCGCACGGCUGUGAGGAAAACAUGGAUGCAGUCAGAGCUGAUCAGAUCAUCAAAAGCGGUAGCUCGCUUUUUUGUUGCAGUGAACGCAAGAAAGGAGGUCAAUCUACAGCUAAAGAAAGAAGCUGAUUAUUAUGGUGAUAUGAUUAUUGUGCCAUUUAUGGAUCGCUACGAGCUUGUAGUUCUGAAGACUGUUGCAAUAUGCGAAUAUGGUGUGCAAAACCUAUCUGCAAAGUACAUAAUGAAAUGUGAUGAUGAUACAUUUGUGAGAGUGGAUACCAUAUUGAAAGAAAUAAAAUUAACUCCCCAUAAACAUGGCUUGUAUAUGGGUAACCUCAAUCUUUUUCACAAGCCUCUCCGAAUGGGAAAAUGGGCUGUAACAUAUGAGGAAUGGCCAGAAGAAGACUAUCCUACAUAUGCAAAUGGACCAGGGUAUAUCAUUUCAAAUGACAUUGCAAAUUUUGUUGCAUCUCAACAUGCUAACCAAAGUUUGAGGUUGUUCAAGAUGGAAGAUGUUAGCAUGGGGAUGUGGGUUGAACAAUUCAAUGCGUCAUCACAGGUUCAGUACUCACAUAAUUGGAAGUUCUGCCAAUAUGGUUGUACUGAUGAUUACUAUACCGCACAUUAUCAGUCUCCGAGACAGAUGCUCUGCAUGUGGGACAAAUUAUUGAAAGGGAAAGUUGAAUGCUGCUCUUUAUAAAGACUUUAUUUGGCAGUAAAUUAGCUGUACAAUUUAGGAGAAAUGGUUAACUGUAUUAAAAAUCCUCCCUUGUAUUUAUCAACCACACCGUUCUCAAUUUUGAUGCCUUUUCCAGAAGUUUCUCUUUGCUGAAGCAGCACUGAUCUUUAUGCUUAAAGAUCUGAAUACCCUUGUGGUUGCAGCCCUGAUUUUUUAUAACGGGAGCUGUAACAGUAAUGUAGACAAAACAUUCAUAACUCUGUGUUCUCAUGUAAUGUAAAUUGCCAAGUUACAUGGAAGUUUCCACUGCUCGAUCUUUGCUCUUUUA